UGCCACUUGCAGUUUAUCGCGUCAUGAUGGAGGCGACGGCGGACCCAGUGGUGUUGAUCCAUGGCGUGUUUGGCUGGGGCAACAAGUCGCCGCUGUUCAACCUCUUGCCCAACUACUGGCCGGUAGCGGAACUCAACCGCAUCAACCCAAACCACAUCAUCGUGGACGUCGGAAAGGUGUCUUCAGACCACGACAGGGCAUGUGAGGCCUUCUAUCAGUUGUACGGCGGACAAGUCGACUAUGGUGAAGCCCACUCGGCUCAAAACGGCCACUUGCGUUUUGGUGCCACGUAUCCCACAGACACAGCCAAGCAUACUCGGUGGAGUGCUGAACAUCCUGUACAUUUACUUGGCCAUAGCUACGGCGCCACCACAGCUAUCGAGUUGUACCAGUUGCUGUGCGCGGAUUUCUUUCAAGUUGGCUCUACACACGCUUGGGUCAAAAGCAUUGUGUGCAUCUCGGGGCCGUUGACAGGGUCCACGCUGUGCAACGCGAUAGGCGCGAGCUUGAAAGACGAUUUGCCAGUGCUCGGGCCUGGCCAUAUUGCCGUGGCAGGCAUUGGCUUGCUGUGGAAACUGCAAAACUUUUACUUUCCGUGGCUCAAACAUGUUUAUGACUUGGAUUUGGGCCAUUGGAUGAACAACACGACGUGGGAAAUGUUCUACUCUACCCGGAGCGCCGUGCACACGAGCCGAGAUUUAGCGCUGUACGAUUUAUUGCCCGCGCGACGUGUGCAGCGGAAUAGCCAGCUCGUGGAAAUGGACAAAGUCCACUUGUUGAGUGUGGUUACUACCGCUACUGACCAGCACCACAUUCCAAUUCGCGAAUGGGUCAUGACGUUUGGCGUGGUGUGGCUGCUGUUUCGACGCAAACGGCUGUGGCCGACGCGGUCGCUCCGAUGCGCGCUCUGUCUCACAUUGAUUGCCAUGACGUGGCGCAAGCUGGGCAAAGUCGACUACUCCAAGGUCCGGUCCAGCCUCUGGGGACUUAUUUGGGUCAUUCGGUCGUACACGAGCUCCAUGCACAAGCGCGACCCGCUGUACGAUGGGUUUGACAGCGCGCACUGGGUGCACAACGAUGGCAUUGUCAACACAUAUUCGCAAGUGUAUCCCCGCGUGGAACAAGGCGCCGCCGCCGCCGCCGUGGAGCCCCGACGUCCGCGCUCCGAGUCGCACAUGUCAAUCGACUUGGAAGUCGAGAACGACAGCCACACGACGGCGCUGAUCAAAGGCACGUGGCAUACCCAUCGCAUGGGCAAGAAUCACCUGUGCGGUACCCACUGGGACAAGGAAGCGCACCACUUGUACGCACAUGUGUUCAAACUCCUCAACAAGUGGGUCGCGCAAAACAACUCUGUCGCAGAUAGUAGUAGUAGUACUACUACUACUUGUGCUACCUAGUACAGAUUGUAACUAGUAGUACUCGUAUGGGAGUGGUGCCGUAAUGUGUGUUGAUAGAGUACUGUCAUAUAACAGUCAGUAUACACGCAAUGUAGAC
Aphanomyces astaci is the source of this 1497-nucleotide messenger RNA. RefSeq lists its product as hypothetical. The record is from RefSeq and is a predicted model, not a curated record. Lineage: Eukaryota; Oomycota; Saprolegniomycetes; Saprolegniales; Verrucalvaceae. The coding region runs from base 24 to 1400 and encodes 458 amino acids. The transcript is spliced from 9 exons.